GGCGGCUCCGGGCGCGGCCGCCGCAGCGGCGAGUGCGGGAGCGGGGCGGAGAGGCGGCGGCGGCGGCAGCGGGGCAGCGGGGCAGCGGCGGAGAUCGGCACCAUGCGUGAGAUCGUGCACAUCCAGGCCGGGCAGUGCGGCAACCAGAUCGGCGCCAAGUUCUGGGAGGUCAUCAGUGAUGAGCACGGCAUCGAUCCCACUGGCAGCUACCACGGAGACAGCGACCUGCAGCUGGAGAGGAUCAACGUCUACUACAAUGAAGCCACCGGUAACAAGUAUGUCCCCCGCGCCAUCCUGGUGGACCUGGAGCCCGGCACGAUGGACUCUGUGCGCUCUGGCCCCUUUGGCCAGAUCUUCCGGCCUGACAACUUUGUCUUUGGUCAGAGCGGGGCUGGCAACAACUGGGCCAAGGGGCACUACACGGAAGGUGCGGAGCUGGUGGACUCGGUCCUGGAUGUGGUGAGGAAGGAGUCGGAGAGCUGUGACUGCCUCCAGGGCUUCCAGUUGACCCAUUCGUUGGGCGGCGGCACGGGCUCUGGGAUGGGCACCCUGCUCAUCAGCAAGAUCCGGGAGGAGUACCCCGACCGCAUCAUGAACACCUUCAGCGUCAUGCCCUCCCCCAAGGUGUCGGACACGGUGGUGGAGCCCUACAACGCCACCCUCUCUGUGCACCAGCUGGUGGAGAACACGGACGAGACCUACUGCAUUGACAACGAGGCCCUGUAUGACAUUUGCUUCCGCACCCUGAAGCUGACCACUCCCACGUACGGAGACCUCAACCACCUGGUGUCGGCCACCAUGAGCGGCGUGACCACCUGCCUUCGCUUCCCCGGCCAGCUGAACGCCGACCUGCGCAAGCUGGCGGUCAACAUGGUGCCUUUCCCCCGGCUGCACUUCUUCAUGCCGGGCUUCGCCCCUCUCACCAGCCGCGGCAGCCAGCAGUACCGAGCCCUGACGGUGCCCGAGCUGACGCAGCAGAUGUUUGACUCCAAGAACAUGAUGGCCGCCUGCGACCCCCGCCACGGUCGCUACCUGACGGUGGCCGCCAUCUUCCGGGGCCGCAUGUCCAUGAAGGAGGUGGACGAGCAGAUGCUCAACGUGCAGAACAAGAACAGCAGCUACUUUGUGGAGUGGAUCCCCAACAACGUGAAGACGGCCGUCUGCGACAUCCCCCCGCGCGGCCUCAAGAUGUCCGCCACCUUCAUUGGCAACAGCACGGCUAUUCAGGAGCUCUUCAAGAGGAUCUCGGAGCAGUUCACGGCCAUGUUCCGGCGCAAGGCGUUCUUGCACUGGUACACCGGCGAGGGCAUGGAUGAAAUGGAGUUCACGGAGGCUGAGAGCAACAUGAACGACCUGGUCUCUGAAUACCAGCAAUACCAGGAUGCCACUGCUGAUGAGCAGGGGGAAUUUGAAGAGGAAGGAGAGGAGGAUGAGGCAUAAAGUCGAAAUGGGUAGGAGUUAAGUAUAGUCUGAGCAGGCAAGUGUUCAUUGAGCGGAGGAAUCUGUGCAGUUGUGCUGAAGCAUGCAUUUUUUUAAUUUGGUGCUCUCCACUGUUGCUUCUGUCAGCAGUUUUGUAUCCUUGACUGUCCAAUGUAACAGUAGUUGCAAAAAUACUUCAAAGUCUUCUGUUGAAAUGGUUAACUUCUCAAACAUAAAGGCUUUUUGUGUCCUAAA
Molecule: messenger RNA, 1674 nt
Organism: Phalacrocorax carbo (great cormorant)
Lineage: Eukaryota; Metazoa; Chordata; Aves; Suliformes; Phalacrocoracidae
Source: RefSeq, a predicted model, not a curated record